Molecule: messenger RNA, 1957 nt
Organism: Cyprinodon variegatus (sheepshead minnow)
Lineage: Eukaryota; Metazoa; Chordata; Actinopteri; Cyprinodontiformes; Cyprinodontidae
Product: centrosomal protein of 170 kDa protein B-like
Exons: 3
Coding region: 1-1842 (613 amino acids)
Source: RefSeq, a predicted model, not a curated record
AUGAUUCAUGCAGCUCUUGUGAUGAGUGCAGAAGAGUCGAAGUUCCUCAAAGCAGAGUUCACUGUUCAGGAGGCAGAUGCUGUGGUACAGGGGGCUCCUAAGUGGAUGUCUUGCUGGGCCAGCUUGGCUGACAGCUAUACAGAAUCAGGGCCUUCAUCUGGCCUCUUUAACAUGCCUUCCCAGAUGGAGCCGUCAGGAGGGGACCGUGCUACCAUUAUCCACAAAAACACAGUCAGUCAACUUAAGGACAAUUUGGAUGCAGAUAGUUCAAGGCCCCGACGCAUCCUUCCACCCGUACCACACGGAGACAGGAGUGACAUUCAGACUCCCAGCAUUCAUGUUCACUAUAACCCCAACACUACAUUUGAUGUGGAGAACAGUAUAUCAACAGCCCCCAGGCCUGAUGACGGCAUUCAUAGAUUAACAGUACAGGAUGAUGUGGAGCCUGACAGCCUGAGCGACGCCAGUAAAUCAGAUGACGGAUCCAUCGUAGAGCAGACUGGCAGACCGCUAUCUGAUGCAGAGGAGAAGCAAAAUGAGGAGCAGCCCAGCCUUUCUUUGAAGUCCACAUCUUUUUAUAUUGGGUCAGAGGAGGAAUCCAAGCUCCAAUGUGGAGUCUUUAAAAUGGCUACUCCUAAAGUGGAAAAGAAGUCUGUCUCUAGAAUAUUUUCAUCAGCCACGCUGACCAAGCAAAAAGGCAUUCAGAGCUCUGGUAUGAAGUUCACUGCUUCUGCUCCCAUAUUGGACCAAAGGACUGAGAGUCCAGAGGGUAAAGAACCUGCAGCUCCCUCACUGAUCAGACAGGAGAGCUUCACCAAGGAGAGGCCAAGUAAUGCUAGGCUGCCAAACAUCUCUAGCCUGCCUGUUCAAAGAGACUCAGACUCUGGGCUGUUCCAGGGGAGCAGCAGUCAGGACACUCACUCUUACCUCAGACAGACAGAGGAUGCUUUGGCUGUUCUGGAGGCGAAACUCCAAGCAGCUCCACCGGUGACAACGCCUUCCCCCAUGAUGGAUUCUCUUUCUGGUGACUCUGAUGUGGAUACUUCCAGUACUGUCAGCCAACACAGCAGUAAGGCCAAAGCACACACUCUAGUGAAAAAGACAUCUGGUGGUAAUCUUCAUAGAGACAGGACUAAUACUGACUCUUCUAAUCAAGAAAUAAAUGUCCAGACUGAAAAGCAGCGUUCUUAUGGUUCCAGCAGUGAAAACAAGGCAGAACCCGUCAGGAGGCACAGUGGAGUGAGACGUAGCGUAGGUAAGUCCUACUCCACAGACCUGAGUGAUGACCACCAGAGCUUACCUUACUCUGAUCAGGAAAGCAGGAACGCCCCAGCCAGCAGAAAAUACAUUGUGCCACUUAAGAAGGAGGACAGCAAGUCGUCCAAAGUGGCCCAGGUGUUGAGCCGGGCCAACAGCUUGUCAGCUCCAAGACCCACGAGGGCCUCCAUGCUCCGACGGGCUCGUCUGGGAGAGUCAGACAAUGAGGGCACAGAGACCGAUAGGUUAGCCCAAGAGGUGAAUAACCCUGCCGCAAAGCAGACGCAGGAAGCCAAGAAGCUUUCUAGACUGGAUAUGCUGGCCAUGCCUCGUAAGCGUGCAGGCUCGUUCAACACGCCGAGUGACACAGAAAGUUCUUCCAGGAGCACGAGCUUUUCCACCCGCAGCAUCGAUCCCGGCAGCAGCUCCAAUCAGCGCAUGUCUACUCCAGGAACCAAACCAGGGGAGAGGCCACAGAAGCCAGCGCUCAACAAAACCCCAGUUACUCGCUCACGCUCUAGCAGCGCCAAAUACGCCAGCAGCACAGCAAGUAAGUGGAUUUUAAUUAGAGGAUGCCCAGUUUAACUAAACGAGUAUAGACUUUGAUAUGGCUAAUCGUAACAUUAAAAAAAAGUUUAAAAAGCUUAAUGGAGAAAACAAAAAUAUCAAUAUUUGGACAUUAUUCCCAUUCUAAUUUUCU